Messenger RNA from Odontomachus brunneus, 2505 nucleotides. RefSeq names its product tRNA modification GTPase GTPBP3, mitochondrial. Gene Ontology annotation, cellular component: cytoplasm; mitochondrion. NCBI's taxonomy places the organism in Eukaryota, Metazoa, Arthropoda, Insecta, Hymenoptera, Formicidae. The transcript is spliced from 4 exons. The coding region runs from base 38 to 1567 and encodes 509 amino acids. Gene Ontology annotation, biological process: tRNA methylation; tRNA wobble uridine modification. Gene Ontology annotation, molecular function: protein binding; GTP binding; GTPase activity. The record is from RefSeq and is a predicted model, not a curated record.
ACCGUUUGACCCCUUACCAAGACCCGUAUCUCGAACGAUGUUUAUCUACGAGUGUCUCAGCCGAAGAUCCUUCUUGACGCGAACGAUCGCGCGGGCUCUGCACGAGGCACCUCACAUCGCCAUCAGCCGUUGCACGAUCAGCUGUUUCGCGAACGAGCGAAGGGAUACGACCAUUUGCGCCUUGUCAUCUGGACACGGAAAAUGCGGCGUGGCGGUGGUGAGAGUAUCAGGAAGUCGGUCUCUAGAUGCCCUGAAGAAGAUGACGAACAUAUCGAACCUGGAGCCGAGGAAAGCUUUUUUACGAAAGAUACACGACCCUGAGACAAAGGAAGUGAUCGACCAUGGACUUUGCCUGUGGUUUCCUGGACCUCACUCGUACACCGGCGAAGACUCCGUAGAGUUUCACGUGCACGGCGGCUCGGCGAUCCUUAGCCGCUUGAUGCAGGCUCUUUCGACGCUGCAGGUGUAUCCAGCGCAGCCAGGUGAGUUCACCAGGCGCGCCUUCUACAAUAACAAGCUGGAUCUUACCGAAGUGGAGGGUAUAGCCGAUCUGAUAGAAGCGGAGACGGAGUGUCAAAGGAAACAAGCCUUGCUGCAGGCAGACGGUUUGCUUCGCAAACUGUACAGCAGCUGGAGGAAGGUGCUGUCGGAGUGCGUGGCGAGCCUCGAGGCGUACAUCGACUUUGGCGAGGACGACAACAUCGAGAGCGACGUAGUGGAGACCGCGCACGGCGCGCUGAGGAAGCUGAUGAAGAACAUAGAGGAGCACCUGGCUGACGGUAGGAAGGGCGAGAUCCUGCGCAACGGAGUGAGGACCGUCAUCGUUGGCGAGCCCAAUGUCGGCAAGAGCAGUCUGCUGAAUCACCUGGUGCAACGGAACGCCGCUAUCGUUACCCCGAUCGCCGGCACCACGAGGGACGUCAUCGAGCUGAGCGCGAACAUCUCCGGUUACCCAGUGCUGAUAGCGGACACUGCCGGCAUCACAGAUAACACAGAAGACAUCGUUGAAGUUGAGGGCGUCCGUCGGGCGAGAAAGCACGUGGUGAACGCAGACUUCGUCGUCGUUGUCGUGGACGCGUCCAGGUUCGCGGCAAGCGACGCGACGUACGGCGACUAUAUACGCGAGUAUCUGUCGUCGUUGGGAAUACACGAGCUGCUGACGAAGAUGGGAAAACGGCGCUUUAUCGUGAUUAUGAACAAGACAGACUUGCUGAGAGAAGAGGACAAAGAGCGGUUGAGCGACGUCGAAGCGGUCUUGAUAUCCUGCAAGAUAGAAGACGGCUUUCAGGGUUUGCUACGAUCGCUGACUGAUCGUUUUAGGGAUAUAUGUGGCAAUCCGUCCACGGAGAGUCCGACUAUCAGUCAGGCGAGACACAGGAAUCACUUGACACAGUGUCUAAAGCACCUGCAGAAUUACUUCGAACUGUGCGCGACCAAGCAAUAUGACGUGGCUAUCGCGGCGGAGGAGAUCCACAAGGCGAUGAGAGAACUCGGGAGGAUAACAGGACACGUGAGCACCGAUGAGAUACUGGACAUUAUAUUUAAAAACUUUUGUAUCGGUAAAUAAAGAGCCGUCGUCUCUUGUACACAAGAUGCCGUUUUAAACUUCUUUACAGACUGUUCCGAGACGCCGGAUGUGACUCAGAUAUCAGUUAAGUGUAGUACAUCUUUACAGAUGGUUAUGGAUCUUUACUAUUGUAGGGAGAUUUUAGUACUAUUAUAUGAUAUUAUUUAUAUAUCUCGCAGUACAUCUUUGAAUUCGGACCCUUCGCGCAAAAAGUUUCACAAAAUGUUGCGUCUCUUGUUCCAUCGAGAGGCCGGGCUUUUUAUAAAAGAGCUGAAUUUAUAAAGAUUCUCCAACGCACACACCACAUACGCGCACGUACACGCAUGUACGUAUGACACGAUGAGCAGGGAAGAUCGUGACACUAUUCGAAGUAUGAUACAUUGUGUCUCUGUGUGGUUGUUUCUUCGCAGUUAUUGUGAAGUGAGAUUUAGAGGGACUUAACUCCUUGACCUACACGCUAUCUCCCGAUUGCUCGGGCCAUAGUCUCGGCCAAGCUCGUCUUGUUUACGUUUGGUCCGAACGAAGUACCACGAGUCAGACUCGUGCUUAUUGUUUAUGGACCAAAUUCCUUACCACAAGUCUCACUCGUGGUUGUAGGCCAAAGGAUUAAAACGUAAAAGCGGAGUUAUUUGCACAUAUAAAGAUAUACACGUGAACAAAUUCAUCCCUUGCGCGCGCAGCGCGUAGAGCAAAAUGAAAUACAAAAGGAGCCUUCAUAAGCAUCGUACGUUUAUUAACAAUGUUACACGCACAAUCAUACAUAGAACAACCUUUUGCCUGAUUAUAAGAUAUCGAUACCCCAUGCCUUACAGAUAGGGCUUCGUAAUAAGUCGUUAUCUGUAUGCCAUGCCCGUGUCAUGUUACUUAACUCGUUGCAUCAAUAACUCCGCUCGCUCGCGCAAUAAACGACAAUAUAUAGCUUGGCAGGCUAACGAAAA